Messenger RNA from Coniophora puteana RWD-64-598 SS2, 1859 nucleotides. Its product is annotated as glutamine synthetase guanido kinase. Gene Ontology annotation, molecular function: glutamine synthetase activity. The coding region runs from base 153 to 1379 and encodes 408 amino acids. NCBI's taxonomy places the organism in Eukaryota, Fungi, Basidiomycota, Agaricomycetes, Boletales, Coniophoraceae. The record is from RefSeq and is a predicted model, not a curated record. The transcript has 6 exons.
CAACAGGCACCUUGUCUGUCGAGGACCUCGACACCCUCCAGAUCGAGUUCGUCCGCGUUCAAUGGGCCGACGUCGGGAACGCGCUUCGCUGUCGCAUCCUCCCCCUCUCGCACUUCAAGAAGAUCCUAGGGACAUCCAGACCUGGAGUGACGAUGACGACGGGCGCCCCUGUCGCUGUCUCGAGUGAGCUCCCGCCUGGGUACACUGGGAUCGGCGAGUACCUCGUCGCAGUCGACUUGGCUACUCUUCGGCUUUGUCCAUACGCGGACGGGCACGCGGUCGUUCAUGGAUUCUUUGAGGAGAAGGUGCCCAUCAAGGUUGAGGGUGGUCAGAGUGUGGAAGUUCCGUAUUGCCCCAGGACGCUGUUGCGUCGCGUUACCAGAGAAUCGAAGGAGAAACAUGGUGCCGAGUUCCUCGUAGGAUUCGAAUCGGAAUUCAUCCUCCUUGAAUCGACGAGCCCCGCGAAGGCCAUCAAUGACAGCGGAUGGUGCAGCUCGAGUGCCUUCAAUGCGGGUACGAGCGGCCAAAAGGUUUUGGACGAAAUCGCGAAGUGCAUAAAGGCGUCGGGUAUUGAGCUCCAGAUGUACCAUUCCGAAUCUGCUCCUGGUCAGUACGAAGUCGUGACCGGGCCUUUGCCACCACUGGAGGCCGUCGACGCUCUUAUCAACACCCGCCAGGUAAUCUUCAACGUCGCAUCCAAGCAUGGUCUCCGCGCGACGUUCGCCCCUCGUGUGUAUUCUGAUAACUGUGGUACCGCAUGCCACGCCCACAUCUCUGUUCAUACACCUUCAACAUCUCAGCCGGCUUCCACCACCUCUCCCUACCUGAACACCCUCGAAGCCAAAUUUCUCUCCGGGAUCCUCAAGCACCUCACUGCCAUUUCAGUCUUCACACUUCCCCUCCCCGCCUCAUACGCCCGCGUCGCCGAUGGUAUUUGGUCCGGCGGCACUUGGGUUGCCUGGGGAAUUGACAACAAAGAGGUUCCGAUCCGGUUGUGUAAUGCUCACUCGGCCUCGUCGCGGAACUUUGAGGUCAAGUGCAUCGAUGGCGUGGCGAAUCCGUACUACGCACUCGCAGCUGUCAUAGGCGCUGGCAUGGACGGUGUCGCCACGGGCGAGGAGGUCAAGGCAAAGGACUGUUCGGCGGACAAGGCGCCGAGCGAGAUGGACGAUGCCGAGAGGGCGCUGAACGGGGUCACGGACAGGAUGGCGUUGAGUUGGGAAGAGGCGAUUACGAAGCUUGAGACGAGUCAGCGCAUGAAGGAGGUGCUUGGUGCGCCAGCCGUCGAGGCGUAUCUCGCUGUGAACAAGUGCCUAGCCGCUCAUAUGGGUCAAGGUAGCGAAGAGGAAGCGAUUACGCGUCUCGUCGAAAACUACUGAGUCAGUCCGCACGCGGGUGUAUGACUAUUGCCCAACUACCUACCGUGUAUGUGGCAACUUGAAGACAAUUUAUUUGGACCUUCUACGAAUACAGAGCACAUGUCCCCGUCAUGAGAUAGCAAUAUUGAUGAUCACUGUAAAACUAACUCCAAACCAUUCCCGAUCCCGAAAUCCGGCCCAUCACUUUACGGACCCACUUUUCUUUGUGAACCAACCCCCUAGCUGUCAUGAGCGUCGAGCUCUCGCACCUCAUAAAAUGCUGACUGUCCUCCUGCUCAUCCAGUUUUCCUCUGAUGCAAGCUCCCGACUGCUCUGUGUCUGCUCGCACGGCGAACAAAAGCAAGACGCCAUGCAGUCCUUGAACGGCGUCCCAGCCAGCUUGUGCCUCACACGUAACCCCGUUCGCGUGCUCAUCUGCAGGACCCAGCCGAAGCACAGGCACGGCGUGAGCAUACAGUGACAGCAGCAGUCGCCGUUGCA